AUGGCAGCGGAGGAGGCUGCGGAGGCCGUGCUGGCGCAGCUGUCUCCCGAGCAGAGGCAGUCAGGGCGGGAGAACGAAGAGGAUGAGGAGGAGAAUCUCGAAGGCGGCAACGGCGAGACUGCAGCGCUUAAUGGUGUGGUUGUCUCUGAAAAAGUGGAAAGCAACAACCUGGAUGUGAAAGAGUCAGAACUGGAAAUUGAGGAAAAAGGAACAAGGGAAGAACCCACAAAGGAAUCUGAAAGCAACAUUCUCGAUGUCUCAUCUGAUUAUCCAAGAGAGAAGCAUAUUUCAAUUCAAAGAGAUUUUGCAGAGCUAGAGAAACUAGCUAAUCUGAAAGAAGAUGAAAAGAAGCCUUGUCCAUUAUGUUCUGAGGAGAAAUACAAAGCUUGCUAUAGUCAUAAGCUCCACCGGCACCUUCUGAAUUUUCACUGGAAAGUUUCUGUUGAAUUUGAAGGGUACAGAAUGUGCAUCUGUUACUUGCCCUGUCAUCCAGUAAAACCAAAUCUCAUUGGAGACCAGACAUUUUCAAAGAUGGGAGCCCAUUACCAUUGUAUCAUCUGCUCAGCAACUAUCACACGAAGAACUGACAUGAUCAGUCAUAUUAAUCGUCAUGUGAAUAAAGGAGAAACUGAAUCAAGGUUUAUUACAGUUCCUGCUCCAAAGAAUUCUCAUCAAGUGCUGAAAGAAUCAGCUACAGACGUGCGAGUUCUUCCUAACUACUCCACACCCCAGAAAACAGAUUCCUAUUUUAAUCCUAAAAUGAAACUCAACAGGCAAUUGAUCUUCUCUGCCCUGGCUGUCCUAGCUAAGGAACGUACACCCAUAGAAUGUUUGGAUGCUUUUGGUGCUACUGGUAUCAUGGGACUGCAAUGGGCAAAACACCUCCGAAGCUCUGUGAGAGUUACAAUUAAUGACUGCAAUGAAAACUCUGUGGCAAUGAUUCAGGAAAACUGCCAUUUAAACAAAAUGAAGGUGAAGCUGAACACCAAGGAAGAUGACAAUGAUGAAGCCAUGGGAGAUGGAGAAGACAACACUGACACCAUUGAGGUGACAAAAAUGGAUGCCAACGUCAUAAUGCAUUUGAGAUCUUUUGAUUUUAUCCAUUUGGACCCCUUUGGAACUACUGUGAAUUACCUGGAUUCUGCCUUUAGAAACGUGAGGAACCUUGGCAUCGUGUCACUGACUUCCACAGAUAUCAGUUCUCUGUAUUCAAAGGCCCAACACGUCGCCCUGCGCCAUUACGGCUGUAAUAUCGUCAGGACAGAGUACUACAAAGAACUGGCAGCCAGGAUAGUGAUUGCUGCUGUUGCAAGAGCUGCAGCUCGCUGCAACAAAGGCAUUGAAGUGUUACUGGCUGUAGCUCUGGAACACUUUGUUCUAGUAGUGGUCAGAGUUUUAAGGGGCCCAUCCUCUGCAGAUGAUUCAGCACGGAAAAUCAGAUACCUCAUCCACUGCCAGUGGUGUGAAGAGAGAAUUUUUCAGAAAGAGGGCAGUAUGCUAGAAGAAAACCCCUAUCAGCAGCUGCCUUGUGAUUGUCACGGCAGUAUGCCUGGGAAGACAGCAGUAGUUCUUGGUCCUCUCUGGUCAGGAGCCCUCUUCAAUGCUGGGUUCCUCAGAAGAAUGUAUUUUGAGUCUGCUCAGUAUGGUUUGGAUGAAGCUCAGUCACUUUUGAAGACAUUAGUUUGUGAAGCCGAGUGCACAACUUUAAAACAUUAUUCUAUCCAUGCUUCUUGUGAGGAGACCAAACAAGAAGAGUGUGGCGUAUAUAUUAAAACACCAAAUACUUCUCCAGAAUCCUUGGUACAUGGAAAAAGGAAAAGUGAUGAAGUGACCCGAAAUGUGAACAAGCGACAGAAAGCUGAGAACAGUGCUGAGCACCCUGCAUUUUACUACAACAUCCACAGACACAGUAUUAAAGGAAUGAACAUGCCAAAGUUAAAUAGGUUCUUGAACUAUUUGUCUGAAGCUGGCUACAGAGUGAGCAGAACCCACUUUGACCCGAUGGGGGUCCGCACGAAUGCACCCCUGGCACAGUUUAAGACAGUUCUGCUCAAGUACAGCACUCCCACCUAUGGAGGUGGGCAGGCGGAGGACGCUGAGGUGCUGGAGGAAGAUCGAUCCGGAGCUCUGGCUGCUGUGUUCACAAAAGACUGCCCUCCUCACUGUGCAGCUGAUUAAUGCCAGUCCCUUCCUUGGUAGAUCAGGAGGUGGCAGAAUUGCAAGCACAGCCUGUACAAGUAAGCCAGUAUUUCUUUCCAGACUGGAUUUUGACGGUUUGAGUUGUCUGCUCUUUCAAUUUGAAAAGACCUUUUAGGAUUACAUAGAGCUUACCCUGGAUCACAGCGUGUGUGGUCCAAGGUACUGUUACUUUGAGAAGGUCUCUGAGUCAGUUACUUUCUUUUAGGCUCACAUCCACCUUCACACUAAGGCAUUGUGGCUGCUCCUCAGUCUCUGUCAAAGCCUUUAUGCUGGCACAGAACCAAGAGGGUGGAUGGGGUCAGAAGUCUUCACACAUUUCUGAUCAUGAGGUUACUAUGA
Molecule: messenger RNA, 2538 nt
Organism: Indicator indicator
Lineage: Eukaryota; Metazoa; Chordata; Aves; Piciformes; Indicatoridae
Gene: TRMT1L
Product: tRNA methyltransferase 1 like
Exons: 16
Coding region: 1-2178 (725 amino acids)
Biological process (GO): tRNA N2-guanine methylation
Cellular component (GO): nucleus
Molecular function (GO): RNA binding
Source: RefSeq, a predicted model, not a curated record